AUGCAAGCGCCGAAGGAAGAUAUCCCAUCAGAACCCACAGAGCAUCGCGAGGAGGCAGUUGCUCCCCCCCAAGAGGGCACAGGGGGCCACGAGAUUGCAGGCGUGUCAGAGAAACCUCAAGAGAAAGAGAAACCGUCAGAGACGGAGACAGGGCCGCCGGAUGCCAAGUCACCACCUGCUGCCGCAGCGAGUGGCAGCGAGACGCCACCAAAGGAGCCGGCCCCAGUCCUUACUCCAGAGCAAGAGACGCCACCUGAUGUCAACAACACGGAGUACGAUGAAUCAGGUGAAGGUAAGUACUCCCCAAUCUGUCAGGCCGAUGAGCGUAUCUGCCGCUGUUUCCAUCGAUCCUGUCUUUAGGUGAGCUUUCCUUUGUCAGCCUGGACGAACGUUUCAACAGACUGCAAGAUCGGCCUACACCAGGACAAUCAGAGCAUGCCGACACGCCAGCAGCAGCAGUUGGCAAUGGUGCGAGCAGCAGUACACCUCCCGAAGCGCACGAAGGCAGCCCGCCGAGCCAUGCAGCUGGAGAAGAGGAACAGGUGGUCAGUGGCAGUGCCACGGCAGACUUAGCCUGGUUCGACAGGCUGACGGAGACAGAGUUCACGCAGAGUGACGACAUAUUCAUGCCAGGUGCUGUUCCCCUUCUCUUGUCACUGACUGUCGUUGAAUUCGUUGUUCAUGUGUGUGUAUGUGUGUGUGUGUGUCUGUGUGUGCAGAUCCAGCUGCCCCAGAACAGAAAGUCGUGAGCCCCAAGAUGUGCAACGCAUCCCCAGCGAAAGUCAUAUUCAUCCAAAAGGCGUUCUGGCGUGAGAAAGCCACAGACCUUCGCGCACAGCCCGCCCACAUGCCAAAUUCUCUUCUCACUAUUGGCUGCAGAGCUGGCCUUUGAAGACGCUCAGUGGUGCAUCGAACACCGUAACCGUGGCCAAUGAAAUGCACAGAUCACGAUUGUACUAGCUUCCAUAACAUUUCUGCAGGAAGUAGCAACUCCCAGUCUGAGGAAGGCAAAGAGCGCUUCACGGAGACUCAGGGAGGGCAGCCUCCUGACGGGACGCCCCAGAGCGAGCCGUCAACAAAGAACACGACAGCUGUUGCCGACACAUCAUCAAAUCAACCCCCAGGUGGUGUCUCACAGCAAGGAGAGCGGCCCGCUGAUACGCAGCCCUCCCCUGAGCCUGAGGAAUCGUCUGGAGGGGGAGAUUCUGUCGCCAGCGACUCUGUGGUGAGUGAUGAGGCAGGCCAGCCAGCCAGCCAGCCAGGCGCACACCUAUGACUAGUCUUACACUCGUUUCAAUGUUGUUUCUAUGAAAGGCAGCAUCACCGGGAGAGAUGGAUAGUCCAGCGGGGACUGUUGCGACUCCGGACGGUGCGACAGAGCAACAAGUGGAAUCCACGGGGGAUGACGACUCAGAAUCGGACCAGGACGAAGAAUCUGAAAAGGGUACGUCCUGCGCCUGUUCAGUCGCAGUCCGAAUCAUGUGUUGGCUCCUGCCUUGCCAUGUUGUCUGUCAGACUUCGUGUCGUUUACGGAUGUCUCGUCCAAAUCUCGCAACGACGGCGGCGAUGUAAUGACGUUCCACAUCGAGGCGGCCCUGCUAUGGUAUGAAAAGGUCCCUCGCCUGGAGACGCAGUGGCCAUCCAGCUACAGUGAGGGCCUGCAUUUGCUGGCGCACCUUCUGGGGGAGGACAAGAAGAGCGCGAGGGCGGCCCUCAUGAAGCAGAUAGGUAGGUAGCAGAGGUAUGGGCUGUGUUAUGUCAACCGUGUCGUUUGCAUCAGCUUCAGGUAGUGACACCCUCUCGUUCGAGGCUUUCAGCAUGCUGCACCCCGACCACAUCCACAGCACACUCGCAGCCCUCGACCGUAUGGACGGAGAGGCACACCAAAGACAGGGGCCAACCCUCACCUCCCACUCUGUCAAUGUAUGUUCUCUUCUUCAGACAUGGAUCACUGCUCGCUGGAUGUUCCGAAGCUGGUCGGCGGUGGCGGCAUCGAUAUCACAGACAUUGGGGCGGACGCAUGCAACACAGACGACCAGUCACCCGCCGAUCGCGUGUGUGUCCUGAUGGGGGAGAGCGGUCCGGACCUCACGCAAGAGCAGCUGGAGGAAAGGCUGAGGACGGGAUCGCUGGCGGGUGCAACGGCUGAGCUGAGUGGCGUGUGUCUGACGCGGGAUGAGAUUGCCGAGGGACUGUCUGAGUGUGUGGUGCCUGUCAAGCUGGGCAGCAGUGACUCGGCACAUUAUAUGAUCCGCCGCGAUGGGGCCGGGAGGUGGGGAUCUAAACAAUGCCCGUUUCCGAAAAGUAAUUUCGAUGCCCGAUUCCGAAAAUCGAUGCAUCUCGCUUGAUUUCGUGUUCUGUUUGUCUGCAGCGUGGAUAUGGAAGCGGUACGCCAGGCCGGAAGAGUACGCCGACAUGCAGGACGGUACGCACACACACCCCGCUCGUGGUGUCCGCCACUCGUUGCCUGCUGUAUGUCAGAGGAGAUAGAGGUGCUCAUUCACCGCCCCUACGCCGACUAUAAGCAUAUCAAACCGACUCGUGUGUUGAGAGUCCUCAACGAGCUGGUGGCGCAGGCGGGUGGCAGCGGCGGCAAAGGCGAGCACGACAUCAAGGUGCAGAUCCACCCGACACCAUAUCAGCUUACGCAUCUCUCGAGAGCCGCCAAGGGCCGACAGCCAGGCGCCUCUCCUUUUGAGCAUCGCGAGGGAGAGAUAGCGGCGGAGCAGGCCCAGCCAUUGAAACAUGAAGGAGACGCACUAGCGCAACAUGAACCACAAGAGAUACCUCAGGAGAAGGCCGAGGCCACACACGAAGAAGAGGCGGCUACGGGGAUGCCGCCAGAGCAGGAGACUGGGGCUGAUUUGGUGGAUCAUGCUCCAACAGACGAAGGUGUGCAGGGCGGCACGGCCGAGACAAGCGGACCUGAAGACAUCAGCGCUCCUGCUCAAGGCCAGCCGUCAAGCGAGGACAUGAAAGCUGCUGCUGUUGAUAUAUCACCAGAGCAGCCUCCAAGUGGUGUCUCACAGCAAGGAGAGACACAGCCCUCCCCUGGCCCCGAGGAAGACAGUGACGAUUCAAAGGACGGUAUGCAAAACAGCCCAUCGAGCUUUUCUCCCAUACUUGUCGCCACCAACGAUAUUCUGCAGAACUUAUAUCGUUCUUGAGCGUCUCAUCGUCACAGUCACCCUUUCCUCAGCAUCACCGCAUCAUACGCGCAAGGACGAGGCAUCAAGAACACGCAGGCACAAACACAACGAGACGGAGAUGGCAACGCACAAGGCGACGGCAGCCUCCUGGUGUUGGUGAUGGCGAUCGCGGCGUCCGGCUGCUUAUCACGGUCUCUGACGCCAACAAAGCCGAUAUACUGCGAAGCAUCUUUGCAAGGAGGAGUCCAGAAGAGGUCCAGAGGAUUCUCAGCCGCGCGGCGAAUCAUGACGCCACGGUCGCCAGCACAGAGGCCUUUCAGAAACUAAGUGAAGCCAUCAGCCAAGGGGCCGUGCACAUGUUCGGCAAGCGCAGAGGGGCCAUGGAGACACGUACGUCAAGACAGCGGCCAGCCUUCUUGUCUGUGUCUCUCUCUUUCUUUGUUUCUUUCUCAGAUCCGUCGGAGGAUUUGUCAAUGGACGUGGACAUAAUCGAGGCAGUGUUGGAGGGCCGCACUGUCGGGACUGAGGAGGGGAGGCUGGUGGCGCAGAUCAUCCAGAACACGCCUGCGGCCAAGCUCCUCGCGGCACUGGUGGGGCUGCCACUGGCCAUGAGAAAUGUGAAUAUGGUGAGGAAACAAAGGAUCCGUGUGGAUGAUGUGUCAGUGUCCUGCUGUCCUUAUCUGUCUGUCUCUUCAGGAUCUCACGGACCGGAGCGUAUAUAAUGAGGGGACAGGUCAGCGAGCCGGCUGCAUCGUGCGACACGUAUGGCUUUUUCACAAACACCGAAAAGCCCCGUCUUUCUGCUUUGCAGGGAGUAGACAAAGCCCUCCUACGUCGACAGAGGACACAUUAGACCAGGAGGUACGUACAGCAUACACAGACAGUCGACAGCCACCGCUCAGAUGUCUCUGUCGCCCUCUUCUGUCUGUGCACUCUCUCUUGUGUGUUUCUGCCAGACCUUCAUGUGCUUCACGCUGCGGCUGCUGAGUGGGGUCAGCGGCUUGCCGGCACACGACACAAGGCUGCACGAGCUGGCCACGCAAUUGACUAUAGGGGUACGAUCAAGACAGUGAAAUGGAGCUACAGGUGUCAGUCAUGUCUCUCUCGCGUCUGUCUGUCUAAUCAGGGCGGUCUUGUGCGCUGGGAGGAAGUGUUUGAGAGGGAGCUCUAUGGCAAUGGCGGCGGGUUUUCGCCUGUCUGGGGCUACGGAAGCUAUGCGACCACCUAG
This is a messenger RNA of Vitrella brassicaformis, 4377 nucleotides long. The record is from the annotation of a GenBank genome assembly. NCBI's taxonomy places the organism in Eukaryota, Vitrellaceae.